AUGGGCUCGACUGUAUUUCCCCGCAACGCAUCCUCGCCCGUAAUUUGGCUGCAAGUGGAGAUCCAGGAUCCAGUGCUGGAUACGGAGCUCCGUGACCGCGCUGCCGGACGAGAAGCAAAUCCGGAGGCAGAGCAUGAGGAAGAUGUGCUCCAGAUCCGGUGGCUGAGGCCUUGUCUCUGCGGCGUGCUCUCCAGCCACAUCGGGGACAAGAAGCGCCUCACCAGGUUGCAGCAGUGCCUCGACUCCGUUGCAGAGCAGACGCUGCCGUUGGAUGGCUUCUACGUCGUCUGGUCUGCUCCGGAUGCCAUUGCGCUGGAGGUCGAAAAG
Messenger RNA from Symbiodinium natans, 327 nucleotides. The record is from the annotation of a GenBank genome assembly. NCBI's taxonomy places the organism in Eukaryota, Dinophyceae, Suessiales, Symbiodiniaceae.